UCGCAUUCAUUCAACUGAAGGCGAAAGUGCACCGGGUCCGCGCCGUCGUCUGCUGUCAAUGGCUUUCGGGGCUUAUUUUAUUUGAAUGUCUGGACUUUUUUCUUUACAGUUUCGCCCUGAAAACCAAUAAUGGAUAUCCUAUGGAUUUUAUGGAUACUACCCACAGCAGUGGCUCUUGAAGAAACUUUAAUGGAUUCCACUACAGCAACAGCUGAGCUGGGAUGGACGGUAUUUCCUGUAUCGGGCACCAGUGAGAACAGUUGGGAAGAGGUGAGCGGGUAUGACGAGAACAUGAACACUAUUCGCACAUACCAAGUGUGCAAUGUCUUUGACGCCAACCAGAACAACUGGGUCCGCACCAAGUACAUCCACCGGCGAGGAGCUCAGCGCAUCCACGUGGAGAUGAAGUUCUCAGUGCGGGACUGCAGCAGCAUCCCCCGGGUACCAGGCUCCUGCAAAGAGACCUUCAACCUGUACUACUACGAAUCGGAUGGCGACACGGCCACUAAAGUGCACCCUCCGUGGAUGGAGAACCCAUGGAUCAAGGUGGACACCAUCGCUGCUGACGAAAGUUUCUCGCAGGUGGAUUUGGGUGGACGUGUGAUGAAGAUCAACACAGAGGUGCGCAGCUUCGGGCCUGUAUCACGUAACGGUUUCUACCUGGCCUUCCAGGAUUAUGGUGGCUGCAUGUCACUCAUUGCCGUCCGCGUUUUCUACCGUAAAUGCCCACGGGUCAUCAGGAAUGGCGCCAUUUUUCAAGAGACUCUUUCAGGGGCUGAAAGUACUUCCUUGGUAGCAGCAAGGGGAGUGUGCAUCCCAAAUGCAGAAGAAGUUGAUGUACCCAUCAAACUCUACUGUAAUGGAGAUGGCGAGUGGAUGGUGCCCAUCGGACGGUGCAUGUGUAAGGCUGGCCAUGAACCUGUGGACAAUGGCACUGUAUGUCGAGCAUGCCAGUCGGGUUUCUUCAAGCCAGCGCAGGGCGAUGAGCCGUGUCUGCCAUGUCCCAUCAACAGCCGCACCACCAACGAUGGAGCCACCAACUGCGUGUGCCGCAACAACUACUACCGCACCGACUCGGAUCCUAUCCAGAUGCCCUGCACAACCGUACCAUCUGCUCCACUGAACGUGAUUUCCAAUGUGAACGAGACGUCACUGAGGCUGGAAUGGAGUCCUCCACGUGAGAGCGGUGGGCGCGGUGAUGUCGUUUACAAUGUGAUCUGUAAGAGCUGCGGUGGCAGAGGCUGUACACGAUGCGGGGACAAUGUUCAGUUCACUCCACGCCAGCUGGGCCUCACCGACACAUGGGUCUACAUCAGUGACCUGCUAGCACACACACAGUACACCUUUGAGGUGCAGGCUGUCAAUGGAGUUUCAGACCAGAGCCCACAUUCACCACAAUAUGUGUCUGUCAACAUAACAACCAACCAGGCCGCUCCCUCCACAGUUUCUAUAAUGCACCAGGUUAGCCGUACCGUGGACAGCAUUACUCUGUCCUGGUCGCAACCGGAUCAACCCAACGGAGUCAUUCUGGACUACGAGCUGCAGUACUAUGAGAAGGAUCAGACUGAGCAUAACUCAUCCAUUGUGAGGAGUCAGACCAACACGGCCAUCAUCCGUGGCCUCAAGCCUGGGGGAAUUUACGUGUUCCAAGUGCGAGCGCGUACCGUGGCCGGAUUCGGACGCUACAGUGGCAAGAUGUACUUCCAGACCAUGACAGAGGAGGAAUACAACACCAGCAUACAGGAGAAACUGCCUCUCAUCAUUGGUUCAGCAGCUGCCGGGCUAGUCUUCCUCAUCGCUCUGGUGGUCAUCAUCAUUGUGUGUAACCGACGUGGCUUCGAGAGAGCAGACUCAGAAUACACAGACAAGCUGCAGCACUACACCAGCGGCCACAUGUCACCAGGAAUGAAGAUCUACAUUGACCCAUUUACCUAUGAAGAUCCCAACGAAGCAGUAAGAGAGUUUGCCAAAGAGAUCGACAUCUCAUGUGUGAAGAUCGAGCAGGUCAUCGGAGCAGGUGAGUUUGGGGAGGUGUGCAGUGGCAACCUGAAGCUCCCAGGAAAGAGAGAGAUGUUUGUCGCCAUUAAGACACUGAAGUCGGGAUACACCGAGAAACAGAGGCGGGACUUUCUGAGUGAGGCCAGCAUCAUGGGACAAUUUGACCACCCUAAUGUCAUACAUCUGGAAGGUGUGGUGACCAAAAGCAGCCCUGUGAUGAUCAUCACGGAGUUUAUGGAGAACGGCUCACUGGACUCUUUCCUUAGGCAAAACGAUGGGCAGUUCACUGUGAUCCAGCUAGUAGGCAUGUUGCGUGGUAUUGCCUCGGGAAUGAAGUACCUCGCUGAUAUGAAUUACGUGCACCGCGACCUGGCAGCCCGGAACAUCCUGGUUAACAGCAACCUGGUGUGUAAGGUGUCAGACUUCGGGCUCUCACGCUUCCUGGAGGAUGACACAUCUGACCCCACCUACACAAGUGCUCUGGGUGGGAAAAUCCCCAUCCGCUGGACUGCACCAGAAGCCAUCCAGUACAGGAAAUUCACCUCAGCCAGUGACGUAUGGAGUUAUGGCAUCGUCAUGUGGGAGGUGAUGUCCUACGGAGAGAGGCCAUACUGGGACAUGACCAAUCAGGAUGUGAUCAAUGCUAUUGAGCAAGACUACAGGCUGCCUCCACCUAUGGACUGCCCCAGUGCUCUGCACCAGCUCAUGCUCGAUUGCUGGCAGAAGGACCGCAAUAAUCGUCCCAAAUUCAGCCAGAUUGUUAACAACCUGGACAAGAUGAUCCGUAACCCCAACAUGCUGAAGGCCAUGACACCUCUUUCUUCAGGCGUGCACUUGCCCUUGCUGGACCGCAGCAUGCCUGACUUCUCCAGCUUCAGAAACGUGGACGACUGGCUGGAUGCUAUCAAGAUGGGCCAGUACAAGGACAAUUUCGCCAACGCUGACUUCACUAGCUUCGAUCUGGUUUCACAGAUGACAAUGGAGGACAUCCUCAGGGUGGGAGUGACUCUAGCAGGUCACCAAAAGAAGAUCCUCAACAGCGUGCAGAUGAUGAGGGCGCAGAUGAACCAGAUCCAGUCGGUGGAGGUUUGACCUCCAGGCCUGAUCCUGCACACGGAGGCAGGAGGGACAAGUGGACAGAUGGAGGUGGAUGUGUGCUGAGCCUGAUUUUUCCCUCUAGGCCACCAUUUUUUCCAAGGGAAUCUCCUCUGGUCCUCUCUUCCUAACCCUGCCCUCCAUGUUCUCCCCAUUCCCCUACAAACCACACAGCCAGCCUUUUGGGCUCACACUGCGAAAGUGUCGUCCCACAGAAAUCGACAACACUUCUGCCCCAUCCAUCAGUUGUUUCAACUGCCAAAACAUAGCAAGGAGGAAUUUUCACCAACCAAGAGCAUGCACAUCUUCUUGCUCUUACUUCCUUACGAUUAGUCCUUUUAUUUUUUUUUUUGUCAUCUAUGUUCUUUCUAAUGAUUUUACUAAAGAUUUUUUAAAGAAAAAAAAGCUACAUGAACAGAAAGAUCUAUAUGAUAUAUAUAGAUACGUGUAAUAUUGUAGAUGGAUUUCACUGAAAGGCUACCCUUUAAAAGGGCAAAGUACAACGAAAAGAAAGGUACAACACCAUGCAAUGUGCUCUGUUAUUCUACUUUAUUGUGGAAAUCAUUCAAUAGGAAUAUUGACUACCUGCUCAGAGGCUCCAAAUGGAAGAAACCAUGGAACCAUAAUCCCUGUGCCAUCAUUGAAAAGGCAGAGAAAAGGAGAUGAACACCAUGAAAUGGAAACUUCCUCUUGACUGCCACAAAGAAAAAAAAAGACACUUCUGUUAUUUAGUUGUUUGAAACAUCCGUAGCAAAUACAAAAAACAGCAACAAAAAAAAGUCUUCUCUCCUAAAUAGUAAUCUCGUUGACAGUGUUGACUUUGUAAUGAAGAUUUCCUCUGCUUCCAGUCACCAUGGGAAAAAGACCAUUAUUUUUUUUCUUUUUACAGACGUCAUAACCUGCCAAAUAGGACAUCGUUCUGUCCUACCUCAUAGCUCGUAGGUCCUUCUGUACAUAUCAGAUGCGCUUGACAUCGGGACAUCAUCAAUGUAGUCACCAAGUGCGUGACUGUUUUCAUUCAGGCAAUGAUGGGGUUAAUAUGAUUGUUCAUUUUGUGGUUUUCCCCUAUUUUAAAUCAAAUGUUUGUUGUGGGUUUUAUUAAUUUAGUACAUGAAACAUCAUAUAUUGAUUCCCUUCAAAUAUGUAGAUAUAAAGGAAAUUGCUUAGGGUUUUUUUUUUUUUUCAUUAUUAUUAUUAUUAAUUUACGUUUUACAUAGAAGGACCUUGAAUGAACAUAGGUUUUGAAUUUUUUUUACACAGUUUCGUCUUCUAAGAGCUCAGCAUAGCAUUAAACAAUCAAAUUAGGAGGUCCUUUUCAGAAUGACAUGGCGUUUUCCACUGGGACGGUACCGUGUACACAAGCAUAGUGUUAUAAUGAUUCCAGUGGCCAUGGCAUCAUUAUUAUUGUAAAAUGGUACUGUUAGAACACUCAAUAAGUGGCUAAAUCACUUAAGAACAAGAGGAUGAGUACUAUGUUUUAAAUGUGGUUUGUUUGACUGGACAGAGAGCUAACAGACACUCAUAGACAUCCCCUAAACAGUGUCUCCAAUGGUACUCAAGAUUUCUGCCUUUUUACCAACAUGAAGAGCAUAAAACAUCAAAAACGUGUAAAUAUCCAUGUAAGAAAUACGUGUUGGAUUUUAGUGUACAGAAUUUUUUUGUUGAAAAUGAAUGAAGAGCUGUUAAAUCUGGGCCUUUUUUCUAUUAGAGAGAGACGAUUGGGACUGUGGGAUCCAUCCUUUAGAAUGGUCAUAGUGAGCAGUGCGGCAGAUACUGAAGAGACACGAAAACCACAGACACCUCCAGCUGUGCUACAUGAUGUGUGUGUGCGUGUGUGUGUGUCCUGGCAUGGAGGUCACUUGUGGUUAACAGUGCUCAAUUACACUUUGUCUAGCUCAGCUCACCAGAGACUUCCUCCGCUCCAUAACCUCAGGGUUGACGUACAUCUUUAAUACAUUUAAAACCCCUCAGUACAGCACAGCUAGUCACUUCAACCACACUACAGUUCACAUAAGCUCAGUUGGCUGAUUCAGUGCUUCGAGUGGAGCAAUGUGAACUGAUUAAUACAGCACAGUGCUCAUCUGGCGCCGAUUUUCUGACCACAGAUGCAUCAAAGCCGCUUCUGCUGUGCAUCUUCAUUUGUUCCCAUUACAAGAAUUGUUCCACAGAAAUAUCUGCUUAUCUCUAGUGCUAUCAUGCUGUGUUUAUAUAUCCUGUAGAUGGCCAUAUCUCCAGUAGGCAUAAGUCGCAGGUUUAAUUCCCCGUCCUGCUUUUGAUCAAUCCCAUUUCUCCGUUUUCAUCAUUCCUUUUGUCUAUCCAGGCCUCUUUUUUUUCCAGGAAGAGAUUAUUAUUUAUUUAAUACGUGACUACCAGGAUUUUGCCUACAGUGGUUCCAUGAAUCAGCGUGACUUUUUAAUGGGCUGAUGGAUAGAGACACAGAUUAUCUCUUCCGAACUUUCUGAAAUUCUUCACUGAUGCCACACUUUUGCAAGACCCUUAACUCCUGCUCCAGUGCUCCAAUAUUUAAUGGCAUCUCAGUCUUCCUUCUUCUUUCAUUCGUUCUCUUGUCUCUGUUUGCAUACCAAAUCACAAUUUGCAUUAGAAAGAAGAGUGUCUGCAUUAUGUUUGAAUUUCAGUUGCAUAGUGAAAGUGAUAGGGAGAAAGUAAUCUGAAGACUGUUUGCUGUUGUAAUAAAUCAGUGGAAGUGCAGUGUGUUUACCGGCUGUAGUAUUAACGGCACUUCAACGUCUGAAAAGUAAUGCAGCUUUUAUCACCCCUGUUUAAUACACUUCUAAAAAAAUGCACUGCUUUUGAAAUGAAGGGAAAUGACAUUUGAAGACUUUUCAAAAGUCAUACAUUCAGGGGCUUAGGGUUUAUGUUCAUUUGCAUAGAAUUAUGCUGUUUCAAGGAAAUAAGGAAGACUCACUGCAAAAAAUAUAAAAGUGAACAUAUCUUGAUUGGUAAGAGAAUGCAAUCUAAUAUUUCUCAUUAUCAGACAACAAUAAAACAAACAUAUAAGCUUUAUAAUCAUGUUUCUAGACAUUUUUACUUAUUGGAAGCCUCAAAUGGUCUUGUGUUUUUGGUAGACAAUCAAUUCUUUCUAGAAAUAAAAAUAAAAUAAAAUAAAUCUCCAAAAGUUCUUGUGAUAGUGGCAGAUAGUGUUACCACUUUCUACAAGUAAAAUAAUGAAAAUAAAAAAUUUGAAAUGGUUUUUUUGUAAUGUUAUUUGUUAUUGCUUCUUAUUUCAAUUAUUUAUUUCUAGGGGGGAAAAACAAUAUUAUCUGCCAAUAGCUCUGGUCCAUUUCAAGCUUCAGAUGUCUAGAAAUAGGAUUCAUAUUUACGAUAUAGGAGAUAUUUCCCAUUAGGAGAUUACGAUAAACCACUAUGUGCUUUAUCGUAAUCUCCUAAUGGGAAAUAUAAGAUGAUUUAAGUAUAGUAAAGAUAUUUUCACUUGAUAUCAGUGCAAGUGUCUCAUAAUUUUGUGGUGCUUUUUGCGGGUGAAAAUAUGACCACACAGGAUUCUGAUAUCAUUACAGAAAGGUUUGGGUUUGAAAGAGUUUUUUUUUUUCUUUCGAGAAGAUUCUAGCAGGUUGUUAGCUACAUAUGACUGUGUUAUACAGUGUGUAUUGCCACGGUGUAAAGGUACACCUUAUGUGAGGCUCAAACCACUUUGUAACCACAAACUAAUUUGUGCUCUUUAAGCCAGACACUGUCCUCAGGCACAAUGUGAGAGUGCCUUUCUCCAAUAUUUAGUCUUUUUCACAUCAGAUGCUUCCAUUUGUAACUUAUCCUGUAUUGGCUCUGCUCUACAUUAUUCACAUCCCUUUAAAGUCCCGUUUUUUGCUAAACCCAUUAAUCAGCAGAGGAGUCCAUAACCCAUAUUCUCUUUAAAAACUCUUUCAGUUCUUAUGCGCUAAAAAACAGACUCAGUAUUUACACAGGCACAUUGAAUCUUAACGGUACAGAAUAUUUUCCUCCCAUUGUGUUUUUCAAUACUAGAACUGAAGUUUAGAUCUCUGCAGGAGUCCAACUGCUUCGUCCAUCUUUCCGUUUCACAUUCUGUCCAUCCCCGAUUUACCAGAAUGCUAUGUAAACUUCGAAGUUGUAAUAAAUGAGAUGUGAUUGUAAGAGAGUGAAAGAAUAUCAUGCAGAGCAAGUAAGUGAUUCGUAUUGGCCGUUUCAUUGGAUUGUCUGAGCGCAGAACCAUAACAUACAGACGGUGGAAUGUUUAGGUUAUUUGUAAUGUCACGCUAGUCAGGCUGAGGCCUCAAAAGUUGAUCGGCAAGAUAUCAUGUGCUCAACUCAGUGGCAUGUGUAUACAAACUAAACAGCCACAUGUCACACAGCAGUUAUUAAAAUAACUAACAGAGUCAUUCAGGUGGUGACAGUUGUGCUGUGUGUACAUCUUAACCACCAACGAUUCUCCUCUCUCACCGCUGGCAAGUUUAAUCAUGACUGCCGUGGCACUCUGCUCAGUUUAUAAGCCUUUUUGCUAAAAGCUGAGAGCGACAGCAAGCUGUGAACGGCAUAUGCUCUCGUUCUCUGCAGAACCAUUCACCAACUGUGUGCCAGUUGUAAAAUGCAAGCGAAAGACCAUUUUGUCUCAGUGUUACAAUGAGCAGUGAAUGUAAACACAAGAUGUCCCUGGCUCCUUCUGUCGCUCUCUCUCCCUGGUGUGGCCCGUGUCCUCCAAAUAUGGUCCAAAGUGUUCAGGAGAGAAAAUGGCUCCUAAAUGUGGAGCCGUUGCCCGUAGAAUAACUGUGCCCUCUGGUGUCUGGAUGGCAAUACUGCAGUAUGGCUGUGAUGGAGCUUCCCUGUGUCUCAGCCCUGAUCCUGCAUGCAGGACAGGGGACAGUUCUCCCUCUGACAGGCAGGGCUCACGUAGAGCUCUGUCCACCCUGACCACUGUGACACACAUGGGAGGUCCUGUUUUUGAUGUAUAAAAUGUACAUUUGACUGUAACCCUGUGAAUGAUGUAACAGUUUCAUUAUUUGUAAUAUUGUUAUCGGUUUAUUUUCUAAAAAUGCAGAAAAAAAAGCCCAACUCGACUCUCCUCAUUAAAAGUGAAAUGAGAUCUGUUAUAAACCUGUGUCUGAUGUCACUUUCUUACAUCAAUUUACAUUUCGGGCUUUGUUCCUGGAUUUCCUGGAAAUGUCACUUCAGUGAUUAGAGACCCUGUGAUCUUGUCUGCAUCAGUUUACGCCUCACAGGAAUGCCACAACAGCUUUUGUGCUAGCGUCCCUGUGUGCUUUUUGGGUGGGGGUUUGAACUCCACUAGUCCACCCCUCCCUCACGCUGGCCUCCAACGUCUACUCACAUCUCUCUCCACUUUCCACCCCUCGUUAGCGGCUAGACGUGUGAAAGCCUGCUGACCCCUGAGUAACCUCCCCAAGAGUGGCAUGCCUGAUAAAAAAGGCGAAGGCUAAGCGAGUUCAGGAGUUCACCAUCGGGAACCUGAUGACAGUCCAACAGCUCUUCUGGUUUAAUCCAGCCCACCCGUGUGCCCCCUUUUUACGCCCUGUUAAACACCACAAGCGGCAACAGCAAAGCCGCCAGAUCUUUAGCAUGUUGUAGAGAUUGUAGAUCUGGCUGAUUGUCCACCUGAGACAGCUCUACUGGAAAAGCCCUUGGAUUAGUGAAAAAGAUCACGUUUAACACAGAGUGAUUUAUAGCGGAGAAAUCACCCUCACACAACCUGCCAUGCAAAACAUUUAGCACAAGACUACUUUUUUCCAUACACCAUUUCUUGUCAGGAUCAUUUUUAAGAGAUUGCGUCUCGGUCAAAUUCACACCGAAAGGAAAUUGUAAACCUAACCGAGCAGUGAUCAUAAGUUUCCCUGUGUGAUUCUCUUCUUUUGAAUAGCUGCUAAUAGUGCUCCCUGCUAUGUAAUCAUCACUGAUCAAUGCUCGGGCGCCUCCAUUGUCGCACAUGUGCAUCCUGCAGACACUUAAUAGCAACUAUGGACAAUUAAAGAGCAAUCAGCAGCGCUUUGGACUGUGAUGGCUGUAGAGUUUGCCUCCAAUUCAACCAUAAGGUGCCUUUGGCAAGCCAGCUAUAACUGUGGAUGAUCAUUUGUCAUUGGUGAAAAAUGUUUAGCCUGUAAUGAGUAGUUUUUUCUGGCUUGCUCGGUUCCCUGUGAUGCUUUGAGCCUGUCGUCCCCUGCCAUUAAGAAACACUUUCGAAUCCUCUGAUCUGCAUAACAGCAGCUUUGCAGUUCUGUAGUCAAAGCACAAUGCUAAUUAAUCAUGGGAUCCUUAUUUUAUUCUUAUUAACUCUUUUUUUUUUUCUUACAUAGGGCAGACUUUUGCAAAAGAGAAGCAAUCAUUUUGUUUCUGUUACUUGGAAACAUGGCUUAAAUGUAAUAUAAUGAUAAUAUAGCAUAAUGUAUUCAUCUAUGAUGCUUCAUCAGUUCUACUUCAUCAGUUCUACAGUUUUAUUCAAUGUCCAAAUCGUAUAAUAAACACAGUCCAGUAAAUGUUCCAGCCCAGGGUAGGCAUUUCAGAGAGGCAAGUACAAGGUCAAAUCAAGAAGUCUGGCAGUAGGGCUUAGACCAAUUUUAUAAUGUCUGCCUCUAGGGAAAGCCAACAAAACUGUAUGUUUUACAGUGCGCAUUAAGACAGUGCAAUAACAGGCCGUCUUUAUUUCAGAUUCGGUUCCACGUUCAGCCUACAGGAUGCGGUAGGUUAGGGCGUAGACCGUUUCCUUGUUUCAGUGAUAGCAGUUGUUCACCCACAUUUCAUGGAACUGUGGAAAAUGUUGGCUUUGGCACAACUGUAUAUAAUUGAGAUGGAACAUAAGAUGGCACUCUGUCAGCUGAAGCCUUUCAGUCUUUUUCAUGGUUUUCACAAAAAAAAAAAAAAAAAAAAAAGGCCUUACAGAAGAUGUCUAUGGUACGCUGAUGUUACAAGAAGAACUUCAGUUUGAACACAAAUGAGUAAAUCAAAUAAAGUGAUUAAUAAUGAAUAUCAUGAACAAGUAAGUAAACUGACAUUUUCUACUAAAAUAUUCAUCUGUAACUUUGUUCAUUUUUAAAGUAAAUAUUGCUGAUUUCUAUUGACUCCUACAAUAAAUUUACAAAUAUUCAUUAUAUAAAUUAAUCAUUAAAAUAAUGUUAUGCAGUAAGGAUAUCUGGGGGGAAUUUUAAUUAACUGUUUUUCCAAUUAUUUUUCAUAAUUACCCCAUUAUGCAUUCACUAAGCUUACUGAACAACAAUAAUGAAUAUAUUUGGCAACAGUUUGUCAUUAUUAUUGUUUUUGUUAAUGUUAUUAUUGUGAAAACAGCAACUGUACUUGAUUUUUUAAAAAGGGCACUACAUGAAAUGCUGUCACUGUUUUUAGCAAAAGUAAUUUAAAUUCCUUUUCAUUAA
Pangasianodon hypophthalmus (striped catfish) is the source of this 10460-nucleotide messenger RNA. RefSeq names its product eph receptor B2b (gene ephb2b). Gene Ontology annotation, molecular function: ATP binding; transmembrane-ephrin receptor activity; protein binding. Gene Ontology annotation, biological process: axon guidance; central nervous system projection neuron axonogenesis; protein phosphorylation. NCBI's taxonomy places the organism in Eukaryota, Metazoa, Chordata, Actinopteri, Siluriformes, Pangasiidae. The transcript has 16 exons. Gene Ontology annotation, cellular component: plasma membrane; neuron projection. The coding region runs from base 130 to 3090 and encodes 986 amino acids. The record is from RefSeq and is a predicted model, not a curated record.